UACUACUUCUUCGACUUCAAAUGUGCUAUGCUGCAGUAUGAAUUCAGCGCUGCAAUUGGUGGUGAUAACGAUGAGCGAGCAGUGGAAACGAUCACAAGUGAUCCAAGCGCUUCGGUUAAACUUAAUCCGAGACGUGGACGUCGCCCGAGGCAACUGCGAUCUGCCCGAGGAUUAUUGAGCGGCACCAUGAGCAGAAGACUGUCAACUGACACUGAAUGGCAUUUGAAUAUGUUACAUAUUUUACGCCGACUGCAAGAGUCGGCAUACUCCACCACACACAAUCGUAAGCGUAGGUGCACAACGUUGUGGAAUCAUGAGAACUCAGUCGAAAACGGAAACGUUCAACCAGAGUCGGUGCCGUAUCAGUUGACUGCUGCCCGCAGAACCAAAUAUGAACAGCCCGGGAACAAUUCAGAGAGUUUAAGGAGAUUAAGACGUCAUUUCGGGAAACCGCUAAACAGUUCGAAGGAACAUCGAUCAUGGGUGCAACGAAAAGAUUCCGAGCGAGCCGCUCGACUGGCCGCAGCGAAGGCGCAUGAUGCGGCGAUGAACGUUCGAACGUAUCGCUCAAGGCAACAAGCCGCUUUGAAUCAGUUUGGGCGACCCAUCAGACCUAGANUUCUCCACGAGCCGGGAGUUGGCCUCGAAACGUCACCAAUCAUCGCAGUAUGA
Molecule: messenger RNA, 672 nt
Organism: Anisakis simplex (herring worm)
Lineage: Eukaryota; Metazoa; Nematoda; Chromadorea; Rhabditida; Anisakidae
Source: the annotation of a GenBank genome assembly